This is a messenger RNA of Clonostachys rhizophaga, 1113 nucleotides long. NCBI's taxonomy places the organism in Eukaryota, Fungi, Ascomycota, Sordariomycetes, Hypocreales, Bionectriaceae. The record is from the annotation of a GenBank genome assembly.
AUGUCGAAGGGUAGCUCUGCGGCAGCACUACGCUUGCUUUCACGCCGCCAGAAGUUGCCAGUAACUCCUCGUCGGACCUUUGUAUUUUCUCGCCCUGUCGCUAAGUUGCCGUCUAACCUCACUCGACCAAAGAUGAGUCUUGAUUUAUCAGGCUUCCCAGCUGGAGCUCCCAAGAAGCCCACUUCACAACUUCGCUAUGCUGAUGUGGCUGUAACAGCAACGGCGAACGAGUUUGCCGGCAUCUACCGCCACAAACAAUACCACCAGCCCGAUUUUGCACACACUCUCGACCGUGCUCGUGCUGCCGGCGUUGAAAAAGUUGUUCUCACUGGCAUGUCGCUUUCAGAUGUGACCACCAAUCUGGAGAUUGCUCGAUCACGACCAGCGGGAUCCUGCUUCGUCACCAUUGGCAUUCACCCAUACCACGCCGCCGAGCCUGGCGCCGACGCGGAAAACUCUUAUUAUGCCAGGCUCGAACAGGCAGUUGACGAGGCCAUUGCGGAGACGCCAAGUCUGAUUGCGGCGUUUGGCGAGCUCGGAUUGGACCACGACCGCCUUAACCAUGCAGACAAGGAGACGCAAACCGCUACUUUCAAAGCCCAGCUUGAUCUGUUUGUGAACAAGAAGUGGGAUCUUCCCCUAUUCCUUCACUGCCGUGCGGCUUUUGAAGAUUUCGUGGCAGUCAUCACACCCUAUUUGGACAAGCUUCCCCGUCGCGGGUUGGUGCACAGCUUCGUUGGGUCCAAAGAGCAGAUGGAGAAACUUGUCGAGAUGGGUCUAGAUGUCAGCGUUAACGGCUUUAGCUUUAAGGAUGGGGAGAGUCUAGAAAUGACGGCCGCUAUUCCACUUGACAGUCUUCAGAUUGAAACGGAUGCGCCGUGGGGCGAGAUAAAAAGCAGCAGCGAUCUGGCCAAGAGAUAUCUGGCUAAUGCGCCCGCGCUGCCCGCGAGCAAGAAGAAGGAUAAGUGGGAUGCGUCCGCUAUGAUCAAGGAGAGAAAUGAAAGCGUUGCGAUUGACCGAGUCGCUUACGUCGUGGCUGGAUUGAAGGGUAUCGAGGUUGAAGAAGUUGCCAAGGCAGCUUGGGAGAACAGCACAAAGAUGUUUAGUUUAUGA